Molecule: messenger RNA, 956 nt
Organism: Phytophthora nicotianae INRA-310
Lineage: Eukaryota; Oomycota; Peronosporomycetes; Peronosporales; Peronosporaceae
Product: 40S ribosomal protein S18
Exons: 2
Coding region: 156-614 (152 amino acids)
Biological process (GO): translation
Cellular component (GO): small ribosomal subunit; cytosol; ribosome
Molecular function (GO): RNA binding; structural constituent of ribosome
Source: RefSeq, a predicted model, not a curated record
AGCGUUUUUACUGGCUGUGCGCAGCGCCGAGUCCCGACUGCCAGUCAUUUGCAAGGGCAUAGUGAACUCAAGUGAGCUGGGUUUUUGAGCCAACCAGCCACACCCAGCGCCUUCCACUUUGUUCCCACUGCCAGAAGCAAAAGCAUUCGUUAACCAUGUCGCUUGUCAUCGGGCCGGACUUCCAGCACAUUCUGCGUAUUCUUAACACCAACAUUGAUGGUCGCCGUAAGGUGUGGGUCGCUCUGACCGCCAUCCAGGGUGUGGGCCGCCGUUUCUCCAUCAUGGUCUGCAAGAAGGCUGAGGUGGACAUCACCAAGCGUGCCGGUGAGCUGACCAACGACGAGAUUGAGCGCGUCGUGGCCAUUAUCCAGAACCCCCUGCAGUUCAAGAUCCCGGUGUGGUUCCUUAACAGACAGAAGGACUUCAAGACGGGCAAGCACUCGCAGGUCGUGGCCAACAACCUGCAGGGCAAGUGGCGCGAGGACUACGAGCGUCUCAAGAAGAUCUACGCUCACCGUGGUCUGCGUCACUGGUGGGGCCUCAAGGUGCGCGGUCAGCACACCAAGACCACCGGCCGUCGUGGCCGCACGGUCGGCAUCCUUGGCGGCAAGUAAGUUGCUGCUGGGUGACGCUUUCUGGCUUUGUUCCCUCGUGGAGAUUGCUGAGAUUCUGGCAUUAUUGUGGUGGACGAUGAUCCCCGCGUUUCAACGCGCGGGGUGACCUAAGCGAAUUCAACAAGAUCGACAACUCUUGCUGCUUCUUCUAAUUGGACUACUCUUUGGCUUAUGUUGCAGUUAGUGUUCUGUUUCACAGGUGUGGCAGUUAUAUUGGAGUUAGCUACAGGUGUUGGAAUGCACUGGUGACGACUGCAAUGAGAGUUCAUUGGCAAAAUUGCAAAAGUGCUGCGAUAGAUCUAUUGAUCAUGUUACAGCUACAUGCAUCGUUUACGUCUUCAC